Molecule: messenger RNA, 507 nt
Organism: Rhizophagus irregularis DAOM 181602=DAOM 197198
Lineage: Eukaryota; Fungi; Glomeromycota; Glomeromycetes; Glomerales; Glomeraceae
Source: RefSeq, a predicted model, not a curated record
AUGGAAUCUAAGAUUAACUUACUUAGGCAAGAAAAUGCCAGACUUGUGGCUAAAAAUUACAAGCUUGAAGUUGAGAUCAUGAAACUGAGGCAGAUUAUUAAGGAAAAUGCUAGGUGUGAUAUUAGAAAUUCCUUGGUGGUGAGUGAACAACCACAGAAUGAUAAGGAAGCGAUUGUAAAGGUACUGCCAGAAGUAAUGGUAUCAAAUAUUGAUUUAUCUAAUAUCGUAAUAGACCAGCGAAAUAAUAUUGACACUAAAACCUCAAAGGAAAUGAAGAUAAAUGCUUUCUUGGUUAAGGUAAAUAAGAAAAGCAUUGGCGAUAAAAUUAGAAAGAGGAGGCGAAAAAAGAAAGUUCAGUAUAAGACGAUUGCCAAAGACUCAUCUCCAGUUACUUCAGAUUUGACUCACUGUGAAGAGGAUUUCUUUAUGACUAGCGUUAAACCUAUAACCCUUCUAGAACAGAUAAUUAAAGAAUUGAUUCCAGUUACCUCUAAAGUUGUCUGCUAA